CUGACGCUAUGCGCUGAAGUCUGGAGCGGCGCCGUUGGAGCAACCCGUUAAUCGACGCCGAGCUUGACCUUGUAACCACGUCCAGAGCCUAAAUAAAACUCCGUUAAGAAAAGUAUGACGUCCUCGGGGCUACCUCCUAUGCCGCCGCUGUCAGCGCCACCUCUGCCUGCUCUGUCUAGCUCAGGUUUCAGAUUAUCGAAGGAGCACCUGGUGGUAGCGGUGCCUGUCGCCGUCGUUGCAGCCGUCGGGGGCUUUUUAGUCGGCCAUUAUCUGACUGGACGCAGCUGUAAGAAAGGCCAGGUGAACACAUGCGUCAGUAAAGACAGUCCCAAGGUGGUCCACAGCUUUGACAUGGAGGACAUCGGCACCAAGGCUGUGUACUGUCGCUGCUGGAAGUCAAAGAAGUUCCCCUACUGUGACGGAGCCCACACUAAACACAACGAGGAGACCGGUGACAACGUCGGACCCCUCAUCAUCAAGAAGAAAGAUGCUUAAUCCGACCAACGACAGACGUACUCCAGUUCUCAUCUGCUGUCUCUCUGUGUGUCCAGUUUGUCGAUCUCACCUCUGACAGUGUGCUACAGAUUGACUGAUUGUCAGCUGCUAUACUCCCUAAGUACAGAUUAAAUAUUUAUAAUACUCUAAAUUUACAUCGCUGCUUUGUUUCUGCACUGGACGACAUGGUAUUAAGACUUGGAGGUCAUUUAAGGAACGACCUGCAGGGGGCUCACACUAUCAACGCGGUCUGACAGCCUGUGUAUUGUGAUUAUUGUGAUUAAAUUAAUGUAUUCCUUUUUUUUUUUUUGGUCAAAACAGCGACCACAUCUGACCUGUCUGUUUUCUUCUUCCAUCGAGUGGACAUCAUGUCCUCAUGUCUGGUGUCACCUGUGUCCAAGUCUGUCUCUGCUCCUCCAGGUCUGGAGCAGGUGGUUGAGUCAUAAUGUCCUGGCAGCUCUUGGCCUCAAUCAGCGCAGUGUUUCAUUAAAAUUCAGCAGAAGCUUUAUAUAUUUAAACGUGCAGCCCAAAGUCUGAACGCACACACACACAGACACACACGCCUGAAUGUGAAUGUUAACGUGUGGUCAUUUUUCUGCUCACGUUGGAGGAAGCCUGUUAGUUUCCUGUGCACUAGUGAACAGUAGCAGCAGUGUUGGAGUUUAAUAAUCGCUUAUGACUGUUGUGAAGAAUCUGUGCUAUUUAAUCAUCAUGUUUGGAGGGAUGUAUUUUUCCAUGUGCAUCAUAUUAAUUUUCUAUUGGUUGUGGGUCUGACUUGAUGGUAUUCUGUAAAAUGUAAUUAAAAGUUGUCCAGCGCA
Cynoglossus semilaevis (tongue sole) is the source of this 1313-nucleotide messenger RNA. RefSeq names its product CDGSH iron-sulfur domain-containing protein 1. Bases 115 to 495 code for a protein of 126 amino acids. The transcript has 3 exons. Gene Ontology annotation, molecular function: 2 iron, 2 sulfur cluster binding. The record is from RefSeq and is a predicted model, not a curated record. Gene Ontology annotation, cellular component: mitochondrial outer membrane; intracellular membrane-bounded organelle. Gene Ontology annotation, biological process: regulation of autophagy. NCBI's taxonomy places the organism in Eukaryota, Metazoa, Chordata, Actinopteri, Pleuronectiformes, Cynoglossidae.